This is a messenger RNA of Gadus macrocephalus (Pacific cod), 7036 nucleotides long. RefSeq names its product Gse1 coiled-coil protein b (gene gse1b). The record is from RefSeq and is a predicted model, not a curated record. The coding region runs from base 477 to 4295 and encodes 1272 amino acids. The transcript has 16 exons. NCBI's taxonomy places the organism in Eukaryota, Metazoa, Chordata, Actinopteri, Gadiformes, Gadidae.
CAAGACAGAGAGAGAUAGAGAGAGAGAGAGAGAGGUAGAGAGCAGGGCAGGGUGAGCGAGCCAAGCAGUAGAGUGUGAGUGAGGGAGCCAGAGAGAGAGAGAGAGAGAGAGAGGGAGCGAGCAAGUGAGGAGGACACGGAUAGGCAGAGUGCGUGUGUGUGUGUGUGUGUGUGUGUGUGUGUGUGUGUGUGUGUGUGUGUGUGUGUUUUGUUAGAUAAGCUCCAAACUGUUCUUUGAGAGAGAGAGGGAGAGGGGGAGAGGGGGGGAGAGAGAGAGAGGGGGGGAGGUUCGGGCGGCAGAUAGAGGCGAUACUAGAGAGCGACAGAGAGAGAGGAGGUGGAGGAGGUGGAGGAGCAGCAGGAGGAGGAGAGGAAGAUGCGGUGUGUCCUGCUGGGUAGGGGCUCUGUGUGGCGGGCUGGGCUCAGCAGGAAGAUGCAGCCAUGGGAGACUGAUGACGCUCCGCUCCUUUGUACAGCAUGAGCCAUGAGCCAAAGUCACCAUCUUUAGGAAUGAUCUCCACGGCGACUCGUACCACGGCAACGGUCAGCCCCCUCACCCCCUCACCUCUCAACGGCUCCAUCGUAGCCAAUGGGAGCCCGGCUGCCCAGUCGGCUCACUCCGGAUUCGCUGCAGCCCUCCGUAAACUGGCAAAACAAGCCGAAGAGCCUCGAGCCGCCUCGUCCAUCAGCAGCGAGUCUUCCCCGGUGUCCUCCCCGGCCACCAACCACAGCUCCCCCGUCAGCACGCCGAAGCGCGGGCCCCUGGGCCCGGGGCCCAUGCUGGUCCCCUCGGGGGGACACAGUGUGCCAAACACCCCUCCCGUCGUCACCAUCGCGCCCACCAAGACCAGCAACGGCCUCUGGAGGAACGAGGGCCGCCAGUCAGAGUCGGGCCCCCGUGGGGCCAGCAGAGAGCGUGAGGGGGGCCUCUCCCAGGAGAAGGGUGGGCCCUCAGUCCCUGCUCACAUCCUGGGAAACCCCUAUGCCUUCGGGCUGAGCCCCGGCGCCGUGAUGCAGGACUCCCGCUUCCAACCACUCAACCUGCCCCGACAGCUGCACGGACUGCCCCCUGGUGCCGUUCCCGAGGAGUACCUCCGCGGCUUCCGACCCUAUGCCACCGCAGAGGAGGCCAUGCGCAUGCCCUCCCUGCCUAUGGGCCUGGACCCCGCCACAGCCGCCGCCGCCGCCGCCUACUACCACCCCAGCUACCUGCCCCACCCCUCCUUCACCCCGUACAGGAUGGACGACCCCUUCUGUCUCUCGGCGCUGAGGUCGCCCUUCUACUCCCUGCCGGGGGGCGGGGGCCUGCCGCCCCUACACCCCUCGGCCGUCCACAUGCACCUGCCCGGCGUGCGCUACCCCGGGGACCUCUCGCACCCCUCCCUGUCCGCACUGCAGUCGGAGAGGCUGUCCGAGAGGCUCCAGCUGGAGGACGAGAUUCGGCAGCGGGAGCGAGAGCGGGAACGGGAGCGGGAGCGCGAGAAAGAGAGGGAGCGCGAGGCGGAGCGCGAGAAGGAGCGGGAGAGGGAGCGCGAACGGGAGAGGGAGAGGGAGAAGGAGCUGGAGAGAGAGCGGGAGAGGGAACGGGAGCGGGAGCGCGAGAGGGAGCGAGAGCGGGAGAAGGAGCGGGAACGGGAGCGGGAGAUGGAGAGGCAGAAGGAGCGGGCGCUCCGGGAGAAGGAGCUGCAGGUGGCCAAGGCCAUGGAGAGCCACUACCUGGCCGAGCUGCACGCCAUGCGGGGCCAGGAGGAGCGGAGCAAGCCAGAGAGACUCACCCCUAACCGGCCCGACAAAUCCAAAGAGGCGGUCCUUCCCGCCCCUAAGCCAAUGCCGCCGGGGCUCCACCCGGCGAUGGUCCAAUCACACCACGGCGUGCCGGGCCUGGUCUCCGCCCACGGCCUCUACCUGGGGCCCGGCGGGGUGGGCACGGCCCUCACGUCGGCCAUGAUGCUGCAGCGGACCAAUGAGGAGGAGCGCUGGUUGGCGCGGCAACGCAAGCUGCGGCAGGAGAAGGAGGACCGGCAGUACCAGGUGUCAGAGUUCCGGCAGCAGGUUCUGGAGCAGCACCUGGACCUGGGCCGGCCCGACGGGGCGCCGGAGCACCGCGCGGACGCACACAGAUCUCUACAGAACCACCACGACCCCGGCAGCCGAGACCUCCUGUCCCACCUGGGCGCCCCGCCGCCCCUCAUCUCCCCCAAGCCGCCCCAGCCGCCCCGGGAACACGUUGCCCCGCCCGCCACGCUAUGGAACCCCGUCUCCCUCAUCGACACGUCCUCCGACUCCCGCCGCAGCCACGAACCCUCGGGGCCCGUCCACUACGACCUCGGCCGCCUCGCCGCCGGGCCCCCCUCCUCCGUCAAGCACGAGGACGGGGGCCGGCGGCGGGACGGGGGCGUCAUGGACAAGUACCCCCCGCCGCGGGGCCCGCCGGGCCUGCCCGAGCCCAGCACCUUCCUGGCGGAGCUGGAGAAGUCCACCCAGUCGUUCUUCAGCCAGCAGCGCGCCUCCCUGUCGCUCUCCAGCCAGUACAGCGACGUGGGCGGGGCCGGCAAGGGGGGCCCCGCCCACGGGGCCGGCAUGAAGGCCUUCGCACCGGGACACCAGGGCCCCAGCCGGCACAGCCAGGGGCCCGCGGCGGUGGUCCUGCCGGGGGUCCCCGGGUUGGGGCUGGGGCUGAGCGGGUCCACCAGCCUGACGAGCGCGGGCGCGGGCCCCGAGACGCCGCUGGUCUUCGACGAGUUCCUGCAGCAGCACCGGCAGGCCGUCAGCAAGCUGGACCUGGAGGAGAGGAGGAGGAAGGAGGCCCGGGAGAAGGGUUACUACUACGAGCUGGAUGACUCGUACGACGAGAGCGACGAGGAGGAGGUGCGAGGCCACCUCCGCAGGGUGGCGGAGCAGCCCCCGCUGAAGCUGGAUGACUCCAUGGAGAAACUGGACUUCCUGGGCGUGUUCGGCCUGACCACGGUGGGUCGCCGCGACGACCUGGUGCAGCAGAAGCGCCGGAAGCGGCGGAGGAUGCUGCGGGAGCGGAGCCCCUCCCCGCCGGCGCUGAGCGCCAAGCGAGCCGCGCCGCCGCCACCGCCGCUCAGCACGCGCUUCACCCCCGAGGAGAUGGACCGCGCGCCAGAGCUGGAGGACAAGAAGCGCUUCCUCACCAUGUUCAGCCUGUCCCACGUCACGCCGCAGCAGAGGAGAGACAAUGAAAGGGUAGUGGAGCUGCUUCAGGCUAUUAAAGAAAAGAGUGUUACCUUAGAUACCAUCAGGCAUGCUACCCAUCCUCUGUGUAAAAGCCCUCCAGCACAUUCGCCCGAAUCCGACACCGCCCAGGCUCCCGGCCAAUCAGAAGAGGCGCCCGGCGCCCGACCCCACAGCCCCUCCCCCGCGCACGGCCUGCCGUCCCCCGGCGGCCAGCCCAAAGCCCCCCUGGGCGGCGACACGUUGAGACCAAAGGAACCCCUGGCCCCGUCCGUCUACCCGGACAAGUCCCGGGGGCCCGGCGGCGAGGGGGGGCCCCCGCCCAAGAGGAGCGCCAACCUGCUGGGCAGCCUGCCGGCCCCGCUCCCCAUGCAGCCCAAAGAGGGGCCCGCCGGCCUCAACGGACGCUCCAAGCCCUGGGACAGCUUCACGCCCGAGGAGUUCGCCCAGCAGUUCCACGAGUCGGUGCUGCAGUCCACCCAGAAGGCCCUGCAGAAACACAAAGGCGGUGUCACGGGAGCGCCCGAGUCCUCCCACCCCCAGGACUCCUCGGUGCGCUACAACAUUCCCGAGUUGCAGUGUGCUCCGGGCCGGGCGUCCCAGGCCCUCGCUCACCCCCACUCCUCGCUCGCCCACUCGGUGCAGCACCUGCACCCCCCGCCGCACGGCCACGGCCUCCCCCAGCCCAACGGGCAGCACUUCCCCAUGGCCCCGCACCGCGAGGGCCCCGGGGCCCGGCCCGACGUGUCCGGCCCCGAGGACUCCGAUGAAGAAGAGGAGGAAGAGGAGCCCCCCGGGCCGAAGUGGCAGGGGAUCGAGUCGAUAUUCGAAGCCUAUCAGGAUUAUAUUGAAGAGCAAGGCGUGGAGCGCCAGGUGCUGCAGAGCCAGUGCCGGCGGCUAGAAGCUCAGAACUACAACCUCAGUCUGACGGCUGAGCAGCUGUCCCACAGCAUGGGGGAGCUGAUGUCCCAGAGGCAGAAGCUGGCGCUGGAGCGAGAGAAGCUGCAGGCGGAGCUGGAGCACUUCAGGAAGUGCCUGACGCUGCCACAGACACACUGGCCCAGAGGGGGCCACUACAAGGGAUACCCACCCAGGUGACCCCGCUCCGCUGAGCUGACGGGCCCCCGCCCAAGGGCCCCGGCCCCGGCUGCCACCUCUUCUUCCUCCUCCUCCUCCUCCUCCUCCUCCUCCUCCUCCUCCUCAUCCUCCUCUCAGACACACACCUAGAGUUUAUUUUUUAUGGCCUUGAUGUUGUGAACAUAGCUCGACGACUGAAGAGGAGCUGGCUGGCUGGCUGGCCGCUUCAGUGGAUGAAUCGACGUUGGGGAGACGGGAGCGAAUGCACGGGGGGGGGCACUAGGACCAAACGAUGAAGGACAAACCGUCUCUGGGUCACGGCCAGCCAGGGACGGUGCCACAAGCCACUUGUGUCUGCCAACUUCACCCGAACCCUGGGAUCCGUCAGAGUGUUGGGCCGGAGUAGCAGGAGAACCACGCAUGCACAUACUACGGACACAGAACACGCCACGCGCGCGCGCGCGCGCACACACACACACACACACACACACACACACACACACACACACACACACACACACACGCCACCGAACUUCUCAAUGUAGUGUAAAUCAUGCCCUGCUUCAGCCCCUACUGCUCUCACAGCCACGCCCACAAGGACUAUUCUGCCAAUAGGAAGAGCCACUCCAUGAGCGGGUGACCACGCCCCCCCAAGCCCCCCCCCAGCCCCCCCCCAGCCCCCACAUCACCAAAAGCAUAAGUAUGUCCCCGGCCCUUCAGACUGACGGAGUCACGGGGGCCGCAUUAGUUUUUGAACUGGAAAAUGCACUUAAGAAGAAUGCGUGAAGAGCUACCAAUGUCGGUACUCUGAUGCGGCAAAGAACUGUUCACAUUAAGGAGAGAACUUAGGAAAAAAAUGCACAUUUUUGGAAAGAAUAAAGGAAAUGUUUUAUUUCAAAAUAGAAAAAUUUGAGAAUAAGAAUUUUAAAAAGGUGCUUGAGCCUUGUAUUGUAUAUAAUAUGAAGACUAAAAGAAUUUUGUAUGUUUUAUUACUUAAUCAAUGUUCUUUUAAAAGAAAAAAAAAGCCUGCCAUUUUUUUUUAUAUAUGUUAAUGCUUUUUUUGAGGGUGGGGUGGGUGGGUCAAGAAAGCCCUGCUUCUAGUGUGUGUACUGCUGCUGGCUAGCUCAUGUUGAGGUAACAUUAUGAGAGUGGGAGAGAGAAAUAGGGUACAACGUUCUACUCUCCAUGUCGUCCUCCUCUCCAGCAUUGUGCAUCUGACACCCAGUUACAGCUACCCCCCACCCUAACCCCCUUCUCAUCCCCCCCGUCUCUGAGCUCAGCCAAGCGUACUUAGGGGUCACUGAGCUGAACCCCCCCUUCUCCCCACACUAUGUGCCUCUAGGUUCGAGUCCCCCCCCAACCCUAGCAAGGGUUCCUCUCUCGUUGGUGCCUGUUUUUGUUUAUUGUCUCAAUGAAGGGAGACACUCAAUAGUCCAUUACUGAACAAAUCCUACAGCCACGUCCAAAGGUAUCAAAUUAAUCGCCACUCACUGGACUUCAACGUCAUCAUCAUUAAAAUAGUAAAAACACAGUGUAUAAUUAGAGGUGGCAGAUUAUGCCUUACAAGGUUAGGUACUUUGCCAGAGCCAUAUAAGGAGUGUGCCAAAAAAAAGGGUAAUUGUAAGACCAUAUUGGAUCCUCAAUUUAUAUCAAGUCUCAAUUAGGUUGCCAAUGCAACCAGGAUUCCAACCAUGACGGCCAACUCACAUUAUUUCUGUCCCCAUUUUCCAUUGGUGUCAAUUCUGUCGUAAAUAUCCGCUCCCUCCAUUUCCCCCCAGCGUGAGACACCUUGAUCCGUCAUCCAAAGGUUCUUGUUUGCCAACAUCGUUAUCAAAUCUCAAGGACCUCACCUGUUCUCCAUGCUGGGGGCCUCUGAGGUGCAAAUCAAAGCGACUGCAUUUCCAUCCCAUCCUUGUUCUGUUUGCCGAACCACUGCGCGGUGAAUGGAGUGUCGGUGUCCCUCACGAGGCCCUUCAGCAUGUCCACACUGGAACUCUGUGCAUGCACUCAGACCGGCCCUGGUUGUUGUUCCUGACACCUCCCCCGCCCCCCCCCCUCCUCCACCCAGCCCUAGUACCACCCCCCCCCUCCCUCAACCCCACCCUGUAGUACAGCACUGACUGCUCUGUAGGAGCUGACUGGACCAGGGGGUUUCUUCAGGGCAGAGUCAAAGGGUGUGGGAUUCGAACUACAAGUCGGUAAUCUAUCGUGGGACUGUACCUCUGACUCCCAGGAUUAAACCACGAUGGACCCCCAUUAUUUUUUAAUAACCAUAAUCGUGAACACUUCAUAUCACAUUACCGAUACUAACAGAGGUAUUUUUUACACGAUUCCACGCUGUGACCCAUGUCUCGCCCAACCUUAUCUCAGACCGGUCGAACGUUGUUUUAUUUUUUUAUGUCAUGAAGCAGAACAUAGCAAAGAGCACACAGCCUAUCAGAUUAGUCGGGAGCACUCAUGUUGAGGUGAGCUGCCAAUGAGCACGGCGGGCAGAGCAGUAAGCACCGCCCCCUGACCCGCCCCCCCCCCCCCCCGCUGACCUGCCUCCGUCUCCAUACUCCUGCAUCUUCAGUCCAAGCACGCUGCGCAAUAGCCCCCGACUCAGUGGAGGAUGUCUAGAUGCUGUGAAAUUCUGUUUUUCAAAAAAAAAUGUACUUGUUUGAAUUCCUUGUAAUGUAAUAUAUUCUUUGUUGAAUGUAGUAAUUAGGUAUUUAUGAAUAUGGCUGUGAUUUCAGACAAAAAUUAAAUAUUUCAAAGUGUCA